CGAUCCCCAGAGUAUCAAGAAAUCAAGCAAGGCAAGGUGAUCGAUCCUUGGAGCACAGGAGUACUAUGCAAGAAGACAGGGCCACGAGCAGCAGCAUGGACUCGUCGGAGCUGAGGAAGGUGUUCCAGAUGUUCGACAAGAACGGCGACGGGCAGAUCACCAAGAAGGAGCUGGGCGAGUCGCUCCGGAACCUGGGCAUCUACAUCCCCGACGACGAGCUCGACGCCGUCAUGGGCAAGAUCGACGCCAACGGCGACGGCUGCGUGGACGUGGAGGAGUUCGGCAUGCUGUACCGCUCCAUCGUCGGCGAGGGCCAGGGCGCCGACGGCGACAAGCGCGACGAGGAGGAGGACAUGCGGGAGGCGUUCAACGUCUUCGACCAGAACAGCGACGGCUACAUCACCGUCGAGGAGCUGCGCUCCGUGCUGGCCAGCCUCGGCCUCAAGCAGGGCCGCACGGCCGAGGACUGCCGCAAGAUGAUCAGCAAGGUGGACGCCGACGGCGACGGGCGCGUCGACUUCACGGAGUUCAAGCAGAUGAUGCGCGGCGGCGGGUUCGCCGCGCUAGGUAGAUGAUCGGAGGGGAGGAGGAUGACUUCGUUUUAGAUAUUCGUUCCUGCGGCGUGGUAAUGUGGCAAUCUGAUCGCACGUGUUGGAUUAUUUGGCUAAUUCAUUCAUGCUUCUAUUGGUUUUUGUUGGAUUAUUUUCC
Molecule: messenger RNA, 708 nt
Organism: Panicum hallii
Lineage: Eukaryota; Viridiplantae; Streptophyta; Magnoliopsida; Poales; Poaceae
Product: probable calcium-binding protein CML28
Exons: 1
Coding region: 66-575 (169 amino acids)
Molecular function (GO): calcium ion binding
Source: RefSeq, a predicted model, not a curated record